Molecule: messenger RNA, 5967 nt
Organism: Rotaria sp. Silwood1
Lineage: Eukaryota; Metazoa; Rotifera; Eurotatoria; Philodinida; Philodinidae
Source: the annotation of a GenBank genome assembly
AUGUCACAACCACGAGAAUUAAUGUGUUCAAUCUGUGAAAAAACUUCAAGAGUACGACGCAAUAAAUUCAAGUUUAUUACAACAGCAGCAGUUGAACAUAAAAUGUUAUCUGCUUAUCGAUCUGUACAUGGUCAUGAUCCACCUGUUCCAUUGAUUGGUACUCCUGUUCACAAAAAAUGUUAUCACAAUUUAUACGAACGAUAUCAUUAUAAGAAAAGCAAGAAGUCAAUAAUUACUUCCAAUGAACCAUCAUCAAUGCAACUACCUGAUAAUUCACAAUAUCUUCUUCAUUCAAACAACGUGCCAAUGUUCAUUUCAACUGCUCUCUCUACUGAUAAUAAUGAUUCAUCGAUUAAAGCAAAUAAGAACAAAUUAUCUUUAUCUUUAAAUGAUAAAAAUUUGAAAUUAAACAAAGAACUUAUUGUACCUCUUGAAAAAAUUAACCUUCAAACUUUGACUAAUGUUAAUACCGAUCAGGUUCAAUCAAUUCAGUUUAAUGCAGCUACAACUUGUUCCUUGCCCAUGUUGCAACGUGAACGAAACAUAUUAGUAGGUGCCAAAGGUUUUUUAGAUUCUAGUACUUCAUUCAACAUUAAUACUGCUAAUAGUCUUCAGCAACCUGAUUUAUUACCAGUUACCAAAAAUACUAAUAAUGAAAUUGAAAUUACUGUUGCUACAUUGCUUUCAAUGAUGAUUGAAAUGGUUGUCGAAAAGAUAGAUAUUAGAUCGAAGUAUCCAUUGAUUUUUUCAAAAUUGGUCAAUGAUGAAUGUUUUUCAUUAGCACAUUUGACACAAUCACAAAUUGAAGUUAUACCAAAUACUGAAACCAUAAUUUUACCAACAAAAGAACAAACUAAUAAAUUGCUUAAUCUUGAUAUGCCACUUUUGAUCGAUAGUAGUUCUACAUCCAGCACCGUCCUUCAAGCAUCAAAGUCUCCAACUGAUAAUGUACAUGAAGAGGCAUCAGUUAUUGAAUACGAAUCAGAUCAAUUUAUGAAUACAAGUAUUGGUAAUCGAGGUCAAUGUGAUCUAAAUUGUUUUAAUGAUUUGCCAACCUUGACUUCAUUAUUAGAAGAAAAUCAAAAAAUUGGUUUUUAUGAUAUUGAUGAUGGCGCGAGUAUUAGUAGUGAAGAUUCAUCCAUAUUGACAUCUGCUCGAUAUGCAUCUUCACCUAUAGCUUUAGGUGAUAAUGAACGUUUAAAUAGUUCAUCUGAUGAAAUAAAUACUUUUCCAGCGAAAUUAACAAGUUCAAGAAAGUUAAGUUCACGAUGUGUUUCAUACAAGCGAAAAAUUGGUAUGUCUAUUCGUCGAAAAGGACCAAGCAUUUCUCGUCACAGUCAAAUGAAUAUUGAAAAUCAUUAUCCUGAUACAGAACGUUUUGAAAGUCUAUUUCAAUCACCAAUAGCUGAGCUUAGCGCUUGGCUAUCAGAACAAGUACGAGACAAACUCAUUUCACUUAACAUUGUCAAAGAAAAAUUUAAAAAAAUUAUUGAUGCUCACCAUCCAAAAAAAUUUGAUAACAUUAAGUUAAGGAAUGACUGGCUCCAGCGACAACUGCAACAACAUUCACCAGACUACUUUUGGUUUGGUACUAUUGCCAAAUGUCAUGGAACAUAUGUUGGUUUGAAUAAUAUCGAUUAUCAUUUAAAAAAGCUUUUGUCAUCAUCACUUACGUCCACCUUGUCACAAUCAAGUCCCUCCCCUACUGUUGAUUACGACGAUGAUAUAAAUAACCAAAAGAAAAAUUUAUGCCAAACGUUAUUCACAACAAUAACUACAUUACGAGAACAUAUUCGUGAUAAUGUUCAUCUAGUUCGAAUCUUCAAUGAAGAACCUGAAAAAAUGAUCCAUUUAACAGCUAGUUCAUUUAAUAACCUUGUUCCAAUGCUGCUUCGGAAUUUCAUUGGCAUAUUAACAGCAAGUGAUCGAGGUUUUUUGAAAAUCAAGAGAGAAUAUAUGUAUUUCGAUAUGUUUGAUAUUGAUUUAUUUCGUAAUAGUCAUGAAUGGCUAAAAAAUAUUUCAAUUUGUUUUGAUAUUAUCAAUGUUCAAAAUGAUCGAAUUGUGACACCCAAGCAUAUUUUAUUAGCCAAUGAAGUCUACAGACACGCUCAUUCGUAUGAAUUAUUGACAGUAUUGAAUAGAUAUGGUGUUGUAUGUUCGCAUCAGAAUCUCUCUCGUCUUUAUCAUUCUAUUGGAAAGAAUGAUGAUACAUCCGCAUCUGCAAUACCUACAAAUGUACGUAACAAUUGUUUUAUGAUCGAAGUACAUGAUAAUUUCGAUAUGAAUAAAGAAACGUUAAGAGGUGAAGGAAGUUUACAUGUUGUUAAUCGAGUUAUUUUGCAAACUAGUGAAAAUGAUGGCAAACUUACCCAUUUUUCUUCUCCAAUGUCUUCAAAUACUGCACGUUCGUCAUCACAACUAUCUUCAAACAAUGUAAAUGUACAAAAAAAUAUAUUGUCGUCUUCAUCUUCUGCUAAUUCAGCUUUAAUUUUGUCUACUUUAACGAAUGCAAGUGAUAUAUCAGCUACAACAACAAAUCAUUUAAGCAAACCGACUAGUCUUUACAAGGAGUUUCAAUCCUCAAAUCAUGGUGUAUCUUUAUUUUGCUUUGAUCUAGUCAAAAGUUGGUUCAGUACAAAUUAUUUAAAUCCUUCUUUAUUAGUACCACGACAUUGUACACCUAUUCCAUUAAUAUCAGGUUUUUUUGCCUCUUAUUUGUCAUCAUCUUUACGUCCAAUACAUCAUGUAACAUUUCUUCCACCUAUGCAUGAUGAUCCAAAUAAAACUUCGACCACAUACGCAUGCAUGGAAUCAACAAAACAACGGUUAUUAGAUAGUGGCAUACAAGAAGUAGCGGUAAUUGUUGUUGAUGAAAAGAUUUACAGAAAUUGUAUUGAAGUAAAAGAAAAUAAUAAAUUACUUUUUAAUCGAGUAUUACCUUAUCCAGGUGAAUUUCAUUUAAUGAAAAACUAUAUGAUUGUCGUCUGGGGCAUAUUAGAAGGAUCUGGCAUUGAUACAGCAUUAGGUGAAUUAUACAAAGGAGCCAGCCUUCGAUCAAUUAUGAAUUGCUCUCAUUUUAAUAAAUCUUUACGUGCUAUGAAAUUGCUGCAUUCCGCUUUAGCCGCAUUAAUCAUUCAUGAGUUUCUUUCUAUUGUUCCACGUGAAAUCUUCGAUGAUAUUGAAGUUAUUAUGCAAUCCAUACCACUUGAUGUUUCUACUAAUACAUGUAAAAGUGCAUGGUUUGAAAAAGUUCAGCAAGUUGUGCAACAGCAUCAACUCAGUGUAAUGUUCAAUGAAUGGGUUUGUCCAUUAAUUGACAUGUACAUUGCUAUCCGAUCAGCUGAUUUCGAUAGUCGCAAUGCAGCAUUAAGUCGAAUGGCACCAUUGUUUUUCUCAACAAACCAUUUGAACUAUGCUCGAUUAUGUGCGCGUCACCUUACCGAUCUUCGUUCAUGUUCCGAUGAAUUAUUCAAUGUGCUUGCCAAGGCGUUUGCAGUUCAACGAACAUCACGUCCUUUUUCUUCAAUACCGAUGGACCAGACAAUUGAAGUAACAAUCAAUAAAGCCGGUAAAGGUCAUGCAGGAAUUAGUGGUCGAUAUAAUAAAAAUAUGAUUGAUAUCUGGUGUAGAUCCUUUUCUUAUCGUUCAUUAUUAUCUACUCUUACAUUUGAAUUUGCUGAAUAUGAAACUGAUAACGACAAUAUAGAUGCUCAUAUUGAAUGUAGUCCUUCAAGACUUGAAUCAGAUCAGCAUGAUUUUGCUACAUUACUUAAUUUCUUCUACAAAGAACGUUUAUUUACAUGUGAAGAUGAAACUGUUACACAACUCUUUUUUGGACAACAAUUUCAAACAGAAAUUAUUGAUGAUAUUUUGGAUUAUGUUCGGCGUGGAAAAGUAGCUCUUGAAGAAUUUAUAAAGGAACGUUUUGUUUUGUGUUCAAUUCCAUCUCAAACUAGUAUGAACAAGAUGAAAUUACUGAAAUUACGUGACAAUGAUAGAUAUGAUCCACAAUCUGGCCUUGUUAAACGUACACCAAAGAAAGUAAUCGACAAUAUUAAAGAAAUAGACGAAAUUAUAAUAAAAGCAAUUAUUCUUAGUCAAUAUCGGCCAAAAAUAAAUUUAAUUGAAUUUUUUGGACAUGAAUUUUCAUCUCGACCAAUUUCACUAUGCGAUCGAAACAACAAUGACUUAAUGAACAACCAAAACAAAUCCCAAGUUCUUACAUUUUUCAAAAAAAAAUUUCCAGAAAGCUUUAGUUCAAUUAAACCAAUUGAUAUUUCAUCAAUGCCUAUUAAUGAAUGUGCUUUACUUAUUGACGGUGGUGCUCUCUUGCAAACACGUCCUCCAUCCAAUUAUACAGUGCUAGAUUAUGCAAUUUUUCUACUGGAAAAAAAAAUUAUUAUAGAAUUUAAUUAUUUUGAUCGAAUUGACAUUGUUUUUGAUUCUAAUCGAAGUUAUUCGAUAAAAUCUUUCAUUCCGAGACAUAAAAUGAUUAAUGAACAAAAAUGUGUUUAUUAUAAGCUGUUACCAGAACAUAAAAUACCUACCGGUCAACAAUUUGAUCAUAUUUUACGAAGUGGUAAUCGUGCUGUUUUAGCAGCUGCUGUUGUCCAAUGUUGGCAGUUGCCAUCAGUACUCAAAUUAUUACCUAUACACAAGAAACUCGUUGUUGGUGGUCCAAAUGCAACUGCUUUCUAUCUUUCACAUGAUUUACCACCUGAAGAAGCACUUGAUUUGGAAAGUAAUCAUGACGAAGCCGAUACUCGUCUCAUUCUUCAUUUACAAGAUGCUGCAUUGACCAAUUAUAAAACAGUUAUUGUACGAUCUGCAGAUACUGAUGUUGUUUUUCUCAUGAUAUCAUAUGCCAAUACUAUCAAUUUAACAAAUCUUGUCGUUGAUGCAACUGUUCGUAGUGGUCAAGAGAAAUAUAUCAAUUGUACGAUGAUCCAUAAUGAUUUAAUCAACAAAUACAAAAUUUUUCCAGAACUUCUACUCGUUCUACAUGCGCUUACUGGAUGUGAUACCACUUCUUUUUUCCGAAAUAUAUCAAAAACAAAAUUUUUUGAAAAUUUUUUUGCUGAUCCUCGUCUAUACGAUGACCUUGAAAAACUUUCUGUUUUUCCCAUGGUUCAAGAAGAUAUUAAAGUUGUCGAAAGAUUGAUCUUUAAUUGUAUUCAUCAUGCGGAACGGCGAUCAAUAAUAAUGAAUAAUUCAAAUCUCAUUUCGUAUAAUCUAUCAAAUAUUAACUCAUCGAUUGAUACAUCUUUUCUUUCAAUUGAUAAUAUACGAGCAGCUAUGGCUAUUAGUGCACUUCGAAAAGGCAACAAAUCCAUCGUCCUCACCCUUCCACCAUCAUCCGAUGCAUUGUUUCAUCACUGUCGUAGAGCAAGUAGACAAUAUCAUAUAUGGAGAAAUGCACAUAUAGCGAAUAUUCCUUAUCCUGAACUAUUUGGUUUUGAAAAUAUCAAUAAUGAAAUUAAAAUUAAAUGGACAACAAAAAACCCUUUACCUGAAGAUAAUUUUCUUUUCCAUUCGUGCAAAUGUAAAGGUAGUUGUGAGAAGAUUUGCAAAUGUGGAAAAUAUUCACAACCAUGCACUUUAUACUGUUCCUGUGAUGCAACAAAGUGUUGUAAUCGAUCAUCAAUUUCUCAACAUCUAUCAAUUGGUCAUGCUCAAUCUUCAUCAAUUGUAUCUAUGCAUAUGGAUAAUAUGUUACAUGAUCAUAACUAUUUACAUAAAACCAAUGAAAGCAUCGAUUAUGAUCAAUCAUCUUUUGAUUCUGGUGAAGAUAAUUAUGCUGAUAGUUCAGAUUCUGAAGAGGAUAUAAUUCUUCCACCUGACAAUCAAUCUUCAACUAGCUCAUGCAAUAAAAUUGAUUUAAAACGUAAAGAUUCUUUUAUAUCUGAAUCAAUGUCAUUAUCGCUGAAAAAGACGAAAUCAUAUGAUCAUGUUCUUUCAUUCGAUUGA